AUGCUGCCCUCGUUUCAAGCGCUUGGAGACGUAAUCAACCCAGAACAGGAGAGAUUUCUAAGCAUCGUGGUAAUCUUCCAUGUUCUUGAGAGGUUGGUUGUCGUUGCGAGGCAUUCCAUCGCUCGUUCCAAUGCAUCGCGGAUCGUAACCCAAGACGGUGAAUCCUGCCGCAUUCAUAUAUUGACCGGCUUCGAAAAUGAUCAUAUCCUUCGUGAGAUUGAAUCCCGGAGUCAUGAUAAUAGCAGGACCUCUGAGAGAUGCUCAAGUGACCAGGAUGUCGUCCCUCAACCUCGUCGUGAGACUCAAGUCCCAAUUGCAAUCAUUGGUAUGGGAUGUCGACUUCCUGGACAUAGCACAUCCCCUACCGCACUAUGGGAGCUCCUCGAACGAGGCGGCGUGGCGAAGAAUGAACCACCAUCAUCAAGAUUCUCGCUGGCUGGCCACUACGACAGUGCCAAUCCUGGUCGUCCCCGGACGAUGAAGUCGCCUGGAGGCAUGUUCAUCGAAGACGUGGAUCCAGCCUUGUUCGAUGGCCAGUUCUUCAACAUCAGUCGAACAGAGUGCAUUGCUAUGGACCCACAGCAACGUCAAAUACUCGAAGUAGCUUAUGAAUGCCUUGAAAACAGUGGUAUUCCGAUUGAGACUCUCAGUGGCACGAACACCGGUGUCAUUGUGGGAACCAACUUCAUAGAUUAUGGUAACAUCCAAGCUCGGGAUCCAGAGAACCGAGCCGAAUCAAUCAUGAUCGGCUUGUCACCAGCUCUUCUCAGCAAUCGCGUCAGCCACUUUCUGAAUGUACAUGGUCCAAGUAUGACUGUGGACACAGCAUGCUCAGCGGGACUUGUAUCCCUAGAUGUCGCCUGCCGAUACCUGGACAGCUUUCAGACAGACUCUGUCUUGGUUGGAGGCGCGAACUUAUGGCUCAGUCCGGAGCACAACGAAGAAAUCGGCAUGAUGCACGUCACGCAAUCUGGUUCGGGAAGAUCAAAGAGCUUCGACGCUUCUGCAGACGGAUAUGUCAAAGCUGAAGGUGUCAAUUGCUUCUUCUUGAAGAGACUCAAUGAUGCAGUACGGAAUAACGAUCCCAUUCGUGCUAUCAUUCGAGGUACUGCAGUCAAUGCAUCCGGACGAACAAACGGCAUUGCCAAUCCUAGCUCAGAUGCACAAGCUAUGGUAACAAGGCAAGCUCUGAAGAAUGCAGGUAUCAAGGAAGAGGAGUUUUCGAAGACAAGAUACCUCGAGGCUCACGGCACAGGUACUCUUGCUGGAGACCCGAUCGAAGCCAGAGGUGCUGCAUCAGUAUUUGGCAAAAGCCUCAAUCCUAACCAGGAGCUUAUCAUCGGCUCAAUCAAAAGUAACAUCGGCCAUUCUGAGCCUACGGCCGGUCUUUCUGGCUUGUUGAAAGCCGCCAUGGCCGUCGAGAAGGGCAUCAUUCCGGGUACACCAACAUUCUUCGCACCAAAUCCGAACAUCGACUGGAAGGGUCUCCGCCUCAAAGCCAGCCGUAUGUCGUUGCCUUGGCCCAAGGUAGAUGCAGAUAACAUCCGACGAGCGGGUGUUAACUCGUUCGGGUAUGGAGGUGCCAACGCCCAUGCUGUGGUCGAGAACGAUGCUCGAGGACUCUCUCGACAUAUCUCUUCGUACAAGCAAGUGACAAGCAACUUUUUCGAUGACGAUGAUGAAGACGAAAAUAAUUCCAACGCGGAUAACAGCGAAGGAGGUAUCCCAAAGCUGCUCUUCUUCUCGGCCAACGACCAGCCGUCCCUGGAUGAAUAUGUCAAGAAGCUCAGCUCACAUAUCCAGAACCCUCUAGUUUCGCUUGAGCUGGACGAUCUAACUUUCACUCUUUCCGAACGACGAAGCAGACAUUACCAAGGUGCUGUGUCCAUCGUGCGCUCGAAUCCACAAUACAUCAACAAAGAAACUUUGAUUCGCGGCAAGCGUAUGUCGACGGCACCGAAAGUAGGGUUUGUUUUCACAGGCCAGGGCGCCCAGUGGCCCACCAUGGGCGCCGAGUUGUUGAGAGACUUCCCAUUAGCUCGCAGAACUGUCGAGCACCUCGAUACUGUUCUGCAAAGCCUAUCAGAACCACCGAAGUGGUCGCUGGUAGAGGAGCUAACAGCCACACGAAGUGUGGAAGCGCUUCGUCUGCCUGAGUUCUCGCAGCCUCUGGUGACUGCGUUGCAGAUCGCGCUGCUUCGUAUCCUGGAAGACUGGGGAAUCAUGCCCGUCGCGGUAGUUGGUCACUCGUCUGGAGAAAUCGCUGCCGCCCAUGCUGCCAAUCUCUUGAGCGCUGCCGAUGCAAUUAAGGUCGCAUACUAUCGAGGGCAGUCCUCAAAGAAAUCGCCUUCAAGCGAUCGCGUGGGUAUGCUCGCCAUUGGAAUUGACGAAACCACCCUCGCAGGAUACCUGGAAGCCAAACCUAGCAAGAUUCAAAUUGCCUGCUACAAUAGCCCCAAUAGCUUGACCCUCUCAGGACUCACAUCAGAGCUCGAGGAGUUACGCGAUCGGAUCCAAGCCGAUGGCCAUUUUGCGAGACUGUUGCUGGUAGAUCUCGCAUACCAUUCAAACUUCAUGGCUGAGAUUGGUGAGGUCUACGAGGACAUGCUUCACAAAGAUGGUCUGUUCGACCAAGCUCGGCAGCCGACCGCGAGCACGUCGGUCGCCAUGUUCAGCUCGGUGACAUCGGCUGUUGUCGACCCACAACAUAAUCUGGACGCAGCUUAUUGGAAGCAGAACAUGGUCUCGCCAGUCCGGUUUGCGUCCGCCACCGCGGAACUGUUAAAGCAAAGCAAUGUUGACUUCCUCCUUGAACUCGGCCCAAGCAAUGCUCUGGCAGGUCCCAUCGCCCAGAUUAAGAAAGCCCUUGGUAAGGAAAGCCAAUACACAUCGACACUGAAGCGUAAUGCGGACUCCACUCUGCCUAUGUACGAGGCUGCAGCGCGACUAUUCCUCGCAGGUCACCAGAGCGUGAGCUUGGCAAAGGUGAACUGUGUCAAUCCGCAAACGUCCAAAGUCAUCAUCGAUCUACCAAACUAUGCAUGGAACCACUCGACACGUUAUUGGCACGAAACUCGUGCGAGUCGAGAUUGGCGGUUCAAGAAGUUUAUCAAUCACGACCUUCUGGGCUCGAAGAUCAGCUCACUUGGAUGGAAUGCGCCUGUGUUCAAGAAUACCAUCAAACUCGCGCAUCUGCCGUGGCUGCGAGAUCACCGCCUGGGCACUGAUGUUGUGUUUCCGGCAACUGCCUACAUAGCCAUGGCGGUGGAGGCUGCGUAUCAGACGGCAAUGGUUACGAAAUGGAAGCACCAAGCCCCUCCUCAAUAUCGAUUCAAGCUUCGGGACGUCAAGCUUCUUCGUGCUCUUGUUUUGACCGAAGAGGUACAGACUACCAUUUCUUUGGCACUCUCGCCGCUCCGAGAGAGCUCAAAUGGAUCAUGGUACGAGUAUCGCAUGUGCUCGGAACAAGAAGGUGUCGAUGUGGACACUGUCCACUGUACUGGUAUGAUCUGUGUGGAAACAGGAUACACGACUACUUCCAAAGUUGUCGAGCCUUUGGAACUAAGUACAAGCGCACGACAAUGGUAUAAAAUUAUGGCCGACAUGGGCUACAACUUCGGAGCGUCCUUCCGGAAGCAUCUGAUGGUUGAAUCUACGAUGGGCCAGCUACAAAGCCGAUCGACAAUCGAUCUUCAGCCUCCUCCUUCUCAGCCCGAAGGUCAAUCAUGGUAUCCUCUUCACCCAGCCGUAUUAGACGGAUGCUUUCAAGCAACGACACCCGCGCUGUGGAGAGGUCACCUACCCCAGGCGGUAGAUCCAGCUCUCAUCCCCAAGGCUAUUGGUAGCAUGAUCAUCGAAUCCGGAAGUGCACACAAAUUGCGCAAGCUCGCAGAGGGUGUUGCAUACGCAUCUGCACAAUAUCUCGGUGCCGGAAACGUUGAUCAUGCUCGCAAUUACAGCACGAGUGUCGAGUUGCACGACCCUACCGACGGUUCCCUUCUAUUCAAGCUGCAGGGUCUCGAAUGGGCUGAGAUGGAGACUAGCGAUGAGGAAAAGAUCCCACAUCAAUUCAUGAAUGUCCGUUGGGACGCUGACAUCGAUCUGCUCAUGAGCAAGGAGCAAGCGCUGAGCAAGGCUUAUUUGAAUACCAAGACGGUACAGCAAAUCAUCGACCUGGUGGCUCACAAGAGCCCGUCCCUCAGUAUCUUAGAGGUCAACCUUAGCACACUCGAUGGCUCGAACUUGUGGAUGGAUGAAAGCGAAGCUGAGUCCGACAGAUCCAUUCGAGCGGCAAGUUCGCAGUACCAUUUCGCGGUUCGAGAUCCAAAGACUUUGAUUCAAGCGCAGGAAAAGUUCAAUUCUCGAAGCCCACAUCCGCAAUUUCAUCUGGUCAUGGACGCGACCAAACCUGCUUCCAUUACCGGGGCAGACAGCAUCGACUUGGCAAUCGUUAAUCCUGGCCAAGAAGACAAUGGUGAUCUUGCUCAAUUCCUUCAGGGCUUGGCCCUCUCUAUUAAGGACGGAGGCUAUUUGAUCUCUCAGCAGCUGCCGCAAGUCGAGUCUCUCGGAGAAACAAUUCACUUGGACAGUGGCGUAAGCAUCUGUCGUGUACAGAGACAGCCGAAGUCUGAGAUCUCGAUCGAGGCUGUUGAGGAGGCUCCUGUCAGAGUUGUUACCCGCGUCAGCCUACUGAACACUGCCGCCCAAGAUCUCAUUUCCGACAGUCUCGCAAAGCUGACCACAGACCUGGCAGCGGAGAAGUGGACGCUUUCAAGCAGUGCUCAGCCACUUGAGGACAUAACCUCCAGCACCAAUGUUGUAGUGGUUCUUGACGAAAUCUUUUCCUCGGUAAUGGACAACAUCGAUGCCGAGCAAUGGUCUCUGUUGAAACACCUCGCCGCAGUGCAGCGACCAAUGUUGUGGGUGACAAACCGAAACGCUGAUCCUACUCGAGCCGCUGCCGUGGGAUUCCUGGCCACGAUCCGUGCGGAGGAGCAAGUUCCUUUCUUUACACUUGACGUUGAAGCUAACUCCGGACGCGCGACGAUUGAUGCUAUUGCUGCCUGCUUGGAUCGGGUUUGGAAUCAGACAACCGCCAACAAAUUCGACCCCAAGAUAAGUAUCGAUUACGACUUCGUGGAGCGCGGAGGUGUCAUCUCCGUCAGCCGUGUCUACCAGGAUGGCGACCUUACUUUCAACCAGAGCAGCCAUGUCAGCGAAAGGAAGACUGAACUCAUUGAUAUUCACAAGAGCGAGCUUUUAAUCCAAGCGCGCUGUGAGAAGCUCGGUGAUUUGGAUUCGGUGCACUUUGGCGAAAUAGAUGCGAAAGUGUCGGCCUUACCCAAUGGCAUGGUCGAGGUGGAGAUCCAUGCUGCUGGAAUCGGCUACGAAGACUUGGCAUCUACAUUGGGUUCGGCACCCGGCGAUGAGACUGCACUAGGCUACGAAGCUGCGGGCGUUAUCAGCAAGAUAUCCGAGGGCGUGAGUGGGUUGGCAGUGGGUGAUCGUGUCAUGGUGUUCGAAAAAGGCUCUUUCACCAAUCGCGUUCGUGCACGUCCUGCUCGGAUCCGCCGCAUUCCCGAUGGAAUGGCAUUCGAGGAUGCAGCCACCAUUCCGUUGAACUACUUGACCGCGCUUCAUUCUCUCCUGGAUCACGCAAAUCUGACAAAGAACAAGAUUAUCCUCAUUCACUCUGCAGCGAGCGACGUGGGUACUGCUGCCGUGCAGAUUGCUCAAUCAAUCGGAGCAGAAGUAUACACGUCCGUCAGCACUACAGAGGAGAAAGAAUUCCUCAAGUCAGUACUCCAAGUUCCUGAGGGUCGUAUCUUCGACACUCGCGAUGCAAGCUUCGGCGAACUUAUCCUUGCCGCGAGCGAGGGCAACGGAAUGGAUGUGGUCUUGAACUCCUCUGUUGGGGCCACGCUAGACGAAUCAUUCCGAAUUCUCAACAAUGGUGGCAUCAUCCUUGAUAUCGGCAAGAAGGAUGUUUUGGAUCGCACCAAUCUACCCGUGUCUUCCUUCGACCGGAGCAGCUCAUUCAAGACCAUCGACUUCACUCCCGAGAGCGCAUCUGAUGCUCUGAUAUCUACCUUGAUGACUCGGUUGUUUGAAUUGAUCGACAACGGCUCGAUCAGACGCAUUGCCGCAGCGCACAGGUUCGGAUGGGAUGACAUUGCCGGCGCUCUUCGCUUCAUUCGGCAAGGAAAACACAUCGGCAGAGUCGUUCUGACACAGAAUGACGAGGUGAAACUUCCGGUCCGACGAGCUCCAAAGGCACUCAACCUUCGCGCUGACGGUUGCUAUUUCAUCGUCAGCAGUCUUCGCGGUCUUUGCGGUGGUCUCGCAAUCUAUCUUGCUCAACAAGGCGCCAAGCAUCUUGCGGUCAUGUCCCGCAGUGGCUAUGCUGACGAGAAAUCGAGAUAUGUGAUCAAACAGAUUAACGCAUUGGGCUGUCACAUCGAUCUCUUGAUAGCAGAUGUGACAGAUGCUGAAGCUGUCACCAACGCUAUGCAGAAGACGACUGCCCCCGUCGUCGGCAUCAUACAGGGUGCCAUGGUCCUUCGGGACCGACCCUUCGAAUCUAUGACCCUUACCGAAUAUCACGAAGCUUUGCAGUGCAAGAUCCGUGGCACAUGGAACCUGCACAACGCAGCGGAGUCUCUGCAGCUGAAGCUCGACUCUUUUACCAUGCUCUCAUCGCUGUCAGGCCUCAUCGGCCACGCAGCUCAAGCCAACUACGCGGCCGGAAAUGUCUUCUUAGAUGCAUUCGCCGCAUGGCGUCGUGACCGAGGACAGCCGGCCUGCUCUAUCGACCUGGGUAUUGGCGAGGAUGCCGGUGUCAUCGCCGAAAGCGCCAAAUUGCAAAGCUCGACGGAGAAGGGAAUGUUCCGCAGCCUUAACGACGGUCAAUUACGCAAGAUUCUCACCUUUGCGAUGCUGCGACAACAGGAUAUGCCAGCGGCGAACAACAAUACAGUGCUCCAUGGGUUGGGCUGGAGUCCAAUGGUCACGGGUUUGACCUUCCCACAACCCCUCGACUCCGUUCUCAAGGCCGACGCCCGAUUCUCUCCUCUUUUCAGCAACAAUGAAGGUUCCAAAAGCCUGGAACCAAGCGGCACGAACGCAAACGCCGACAUACAGGCAUUCUUCUUGCUGCUGCGGACUGCGACCGCGGAGCCCGCCGCGAGACUCAAAUCUCUCUGCGACGUAAUCAAUGGAUGCUUCAUGCGCAUCUUGCGACUUGCAGAGCCUAUGGAUCCUGAACGACCAAUCAGCGUCUACGGAACGGACUCUUUGGCCGCGGUUGAGGUGCGAAAUUGGAUCAGGACGGAAUUGGGCUGCUUGGUGACCACCUUGGAUAUCAUGAACGCCACGUCUCUGAGGGCAUUCUGUGAGAAGAUCCUCACGAAGCUCUCGGCAUCGGAGACUGCUAGCUGAAUUUGUAGUUGGACAUGUUAAUAGAAUUCGGAUAGUUUGAUAUUUGAUUUUAAUGCCAGCCAUG
Messenger RNA from Dissoconium aciculare CBS 342.82, 7501 nucleotides. RefSeq names its product PKSKA1. The coding region runs from base 1 to 7437 and encodes 2478 amino acids. The transcript has 8 exons. Gene Ontology annotation, molecular function: oxidoreductase activity; fatty acid synthase activity; 3-oxoacyl-[acyl-carrier-protein] synthase activity. Gene Ontology annotation, biological process: fatty acid biosynthetic process; secondary metabolite biosynthetic process. The record is from RefSeq and is a predicted model, not a curated record. NCBI's taxonomy places the organism in Eukaryota, Fungi, Ascomycota, Dothideomycetes, Mycosphaerellales, Dissoconiaceae.